AUGAGAAACAGACCAAAAUCAAAUAGAAUACCGACGCUGGUACUCUUUGGCACUCUAUUACUGGCCAACUUUGGUCAGCAACAACACUUAUCAGUAGCAGAGGCCAGCAGUGAAAACGGUGGUGUGGACGAAAUCAACCAACUGCUCGAAUCCGCAGAAAUAUCGAUUCCUGGUGAAUUCCCCUUGUCCAACCGCGUUGGAAUCUUCACCCUCGACCUCGUCAUUCGAAAUGUGGUCUGUUCCAAUCUAUCCGUGGGCGACGUGACAAUAUCUCAUGAACGAACCAGCGGUGAUCAAGAAACCAAUAUUGGCUUGGAAUUGGCCCACGUUGGCUUGCGAUGUAACAUGCAAUACAAUUACCGACUUGGGUUCAUCAGAGGCAGUGGAACGUUAGACUUGAUUGCGGAUGAUAGCUCGGCUUCUACAGGUAUUAGUUUUCAGUCGCAAGACUUUAAUGCAUUCCCGCCCACAACUUCGACUCCUGGAGACUGCGUGGCCAAUGUGGAGAUCACUUCCAUCGAUUUCCAGGGAGAUUUCUUAUCCGAGCUUGCCGAGCUGUUCCAAGGACCAGUCAGCAAUAUCAUCGAGGGUGAACUAGAACAAUUUGCGUGUGAUGAGCUGGGAAGCUUGGAUCUGAGCUCUUUGGAUCAAGACGUACUGGGCAACAUUUCUGAUGAAUUCGCUCUAUAUAUUGCACCGCUCACAGCAGAGGAAAGAAACCCAAUUCUCUUGGAAGAUUCCUUGGAUAUUCCACCAGAUAUGGCGAUACUAGACUUGCAAAAUACUACCAACAAUGCCAGUGAUUUCCUAAAUCGGACAGUGACACUGUUGGCAGAUGUUUUGUCAGGAGAAACAAAUGGGACACUUGAUGUCAACGACUUUCUUCGUUCCAACUUCCUUGAAGAUGAUGGAUGUCUGACUUUGAGCUUUACUCAGCUUAAAUUGAAUACAACCCUUUAUGAUACACAUAAUGAUUUGGUAGAGCUGUUUAUCGCUCUGGACAAAAUAAGAGUCUAAGGAGCGCUGGAUGCAGCUUACUCCUUGUACGAAGGCGUCUUGGAAACUACUGCUGAAGCCAUUUUCCAGCGAGGAAUCACGGCUGAAUUGAAUGCAAUCAUCAAGGAGCUUCUAACAGAGGCCCAAGCAUCAGGUUGCGAGAGCGUCCGGACCUUUGCAGAAGUUUCGGAACCAGCUAUUGAUUAUGUCGACUUUCGGGAACUCUUUGGUGAUGGAGGUGGUGGUGGAUACAGCACAAUUCCAGUCCUUGCAAGGACUUUGUUGAAUGGCUUUUUGGGCAGCUCGGAGCAGUUCAAUAAUUUGUUGAGUCUCUUUCUUUCGGAAGAUCAAUACGAUGGAAAUGGAAAUUUUGCGUUGGGCGAUUCUCUCGUAAACUCUUCCUUUGGCAUUGCAAUUGGAGGGCUGGUUGCCGAUUUAGAACUUCAGUUGAAGAACGCCACAUUGCAGAACGUGGAUUCAUUGGGACAGCCGACAGAGUUGUUGAACACAGUGGCAGAUCAUCCGUACCUUUUGGCAAAUACAAUGACACUUGGCACCGAACAAUUACCACUUCAAAUGAAAGGGAACCUUUACUUUUCGUUAGUGGGCGGCGACAACGGUUCAUUGAAAAAUGAUGUUACCGUAAGCGUUGCAAUGAAUGCCUUUCAGCUCGAACCGCUGCUGUUGCUCAUGAUUGAGGCAUCCCGACUGGACAAUUUUCCGAUUCAAAACAUAUUGGAAGUGGGUUGCUGGUUGGCGACAAUCCCUGCGCCUGAGCUUGAUCGCUACGGUGUCAGUGUAAGCAAUGCAGGACCAACUGCGGCGUUGCGAGCUUUAGCUACAUCUAUUGACAGCUUGACAAUAAAUGUCACUUGCAAUGAAUGCUCUAGUCCCAAAAUGAGCGAAUGGCCAGAUGUCCUAGCAACUCCCCAAGCCCAGGCUGACUUGGCCAUUGCAAUGGCGAAUAGCAUCACUUACCUUGGUGAGGCCAUAGCAGAAGGAGCGUUGCUUCAGAACACUAUUGAUCAGACACUGAAUGACGCAGCACGACAGUGUCCGCACAAUCCUGCUUAUGCCCCAAAUGCCGAGGCAACAGUCUACGAAGUGAUACCCAUUACACCAGUAGAUAAUGAGGACUCGCAAUCGUUCCUCACGACACUGCUGAUCAUUGCUUUGGUUGCUCUCCUCCUGGUAACCGCACUAGGGUUUGCGUUGAAGUGGUUUGUUAAGCGAAGGUAUCGCACUUGGCUGGCAACUCUUCCGCAAGACCGGUUAGCGCAGCUAGCCAGCGCUCAACAGAAGAAGACUGAGGCAGCUCAAGCGCUAGACGCAGCCACAGAUUCCAUGUUCACAAGUCCUCAAGUGCCAAUUUUCCUUCGUUGGGGCAUGCCUUUUAUCAUUCUCAUGAACAUUGCUUUCUUCUUGAGUGGGCACCUGAGCUUGGGAGCUACUGUGAACAUUCAAGCAAACAUUUUCGGGGAACAACUUAGUGUCGAUAAGUUUUUUGAAUUUUCAAUGGCGCGGUCUAUAGUCGAUCUCUGGGAGGCAGGUGGCAAAGAGUUGGCCGUUAUUCUGUUGAUUUUCUCAGGUAUCUGGCCGUACGCAAAACAGCUGAUAACGCUCACUGUUUGGUUCUUGCCACCAUCAAAGUUGUCAACAUCUCGACGGGAAUCAAUCUUACUGGGUCUUGAUCGUUUUGGCAAAUGGUCGAUGAUUGAUAUAUUUGUCCUUGUGAUCAGCAUCGUCGGGUUCAGAGUCUCGGUGCAAAGCCCAAACUCUAGUUUCUUUCCCGUCGACUUUUACUCGAUUGACCUAUUGGUCGUUCCUCUGUGGGGUCUCUAUGCGAACAUGAUUGCCCAAUUGAUUUCGCAGGUGAGCUCACACUUUAUAAUCCACUACCAUCGUGAAAUUAUCCGUGAAGCAAACGCUCGUUUGGGAAACGAUAAAGGUCUGGGUGAUACAACUGCUGUUGAAAAUGGCGAAGUAGAAGAACACAGGGGGGGUGGCUCUGAUUCGAUUGCCCUUUACGAACACGAGUUUUGUCGUUUACACCGCGGCGAUAAGUCAAAACUCAUGGUGCGAAAUUGGGUCAACAAGAUGCUAGUUUUGGUGGCAGUCUGCAUUGCUAGUUUUGUGGUUGUUGGAUGCAUCAUUUCAUCUUUUUCGCUGGAUAUCUAUGGUGUCAUUGGCGUUGCGGUGGAAUCGGGUCAAGGGUUUGAAGAUGCGACCACAGACCACACUGUAUUUACAGUGCUGAAGCUACUAAUGGACGAAGCAAAAUUCUUGGGAGGUGCUGGCAACUAUAUUGGUCUUGGGGUAUGGUCUGCACUGUUUGUCUUGACAGUUCUAGUUGUCCCUAUUGUGGAAGCAGGCGUAUUGUCAUUUCAGUGGUUCUCAAACUCAACGAAGCAGAAAAAGAUGAAGCUGUCAGUCUUGAUUGAAAUUUUGGAUGCAUGGCAGUACACAGAAGUGUAUCUGAUUUCAUUAAUGCUGGCAAGUUGGCAACUUGGUCCGCUGUCAGAGUUCAUGAUCAAUGACUACUGUGGUGGACUUGAUGCAACGUUCAGCGAUCUAGUCAACACAGGACUUUUGAAGGAAGAGGAUGGGCAGUGCUUCCGAGUCCAAUCCACCCUAAAGGCUGGUUUCUGGAUCAUCCUUGCAGGUGCCGUGCUACUUCGUUUCAUGGGUUCGUUUGUGACCAAGGCACUGACUCAAUUCUUGCGAGACAAAAAGGAAGAAGCAGAGAAGGGAAACGGGUCAAAUGUAGAUGUUGCAGGUUCCGACACGAGUAUUGACGAUAUCCAUCCUGCCCCAGUACUAUUUUCGGACUCGUUUCGGUGGAUGCUCAAGAGUCAACAAUGA
Messenger RNA from Cylindrotheca closterium, 3858 nucleotides. Lineage: Eukaryota; Bacillariophyta; Bacillariophyceae; Bacillariales; Bacillariaceae. The record is from the annotation of a GenBank genome assembly.